Molecule: messenger RNA, 396 nt
Organism: Plasmodium knowlesi strain H
Lineage: Eukaryota; Apicomplexa; Aconoidasida; Haemosporida; Plasmodiidae
Product: transcription elongation factor SPT4, putative
Exons: 4
Coding region: 1-396 (131 amino acids)
Biological process (GO): chromatin organization; mRNA processing; regulation of transcription elongation by RNA polymerase II
Cellular component (GO): DSIF complex; nucleus
Molecular function (GO): RNA polymerase II complex binding; zinc ion binding
Source: RefSeq, a predicted model, not a curated record
AUGGCAACCCCCAAAGGGCGUAAAAAGUCGGAUAAGGAGAAAAUCGAUGAAUCCUUCUCGGAGCACAAGGAGUCGCCGAAGAAGUCCAGGAAUAACAUGCAGGAGGAGAAGGCUUUAAAAAUGCGCGCGUGCUUGUCCUGUCGUUUGCUGAGGACGGAAGCGGAGUUCUACCAGAACGGUUGUAGCAACUGCAAGUUCCUGCAGAUGGCUGGAGAUCGACACCGUAUCCACGACUGCACGACCGAAAAUUUCAAUGGGUUCAUGGCGAUAACGACCCCGACCAAGUCUUGGAUGGCUCAGUACAAUGACCUGAGCAAAUAUGCCCCUGGAUUUUACGCGCUGCAGGUGGUGGGCGAAUUACCCGAAUCCAUAAGGGACUUGCGGCCCAACUAUUAA